Messenger RNA from Tachyglossus aculeatus (Australian echidna), 3974 nucleotides. Its product is annotated as E3 SUMO-protein ligase ZNF451-like. Gene Ontology annotation, molecular function: sequence-specific DNA binding; DNA-binding transcription factor activity, RNA polymerase II-specific. Gene Ontology annotation, cellular component: nucleus. The transcript is spliced from 14 exons. The record is from RefSeq and is a predicted model, not a curated record. The coding region runs from base 17 to 3232 and encodes 1071 amino acids. Lineage: Eukaryota; Metazoa; Chordata; Mammalia; Monotremata; Tachyglossidae. Gene Ontology annotation, biological process: regulation of transcription by RNA polymerase II.
GUUUCCUCCCGCCCAGAUGAUGGAUUCUCCCCCCCGUCCCGCCACCGGCGAACCCGAGUCGAUGGCAGAGGACGCAAUCAAAGAGGAGAGGGACCGGACGGAAGGCGAAGGGGCGUCCGCCCUGGGCGAAGACGAUAUCCAAUUCGUGUGUGAGGGACUACAAAGACCAGUUUUGGAGUACAUUGAUCUGGUCAGUAGUGAUGAGGAAGAACCUAGCACCUCCCAUGGUAACGAGGUGAAGACUAAAGAUUUCCUUGACCAUCAGAAGGAUAAAGUUACUUUGACUCUUGCUCGUUUAGCUCGCCAUGUGGAGGUGGAAAAGCAACAGAAAGAAGAGAAAAACAAAGCUUUCAGGGAAAAAGUAGAUUCUCAGCAUGCUCAUGGACUACAAGAAUUGGAGUUUAUUCGUGGGCGUACAGACACAGAAGCAGCAAGACUUUGCGUGGACCAGUGGCUAAAAAUGCCAGGACUCAAACCAGGCGUAGUAAAUUCUGGAAGAAAAAGUGCAGUCCGAAGAACAGGGCAAACACCCUUGGCCAGUAGACCCAUGUCAUGCCCCAUAAUGCACUGUAACAAGAAGUUUGACAAUGGACACCUUCUGUUAGGUCACUUGAAAAGGUUUGAUCACUCUCCAUGUGACCCAACAAUUACACUGCAUGGAUCUCCCACCAAUUCCUUUGUUUGUGUGAUGUGUUUUAAAAGAUUUACCACCCAACAGCAAUACAGGGAUCACCUUCUGUCUAAGGUGGCUGCAGCCGAUGGACACAGAAGCAAUCUUCCUCCCCAACUUAUUCAGUGCUUCGCAUGUCCGAAUUGUUUUCUUCUUUUCAGUAUCAGGGAUGAGUGCUUGCAGCAUAUGUCUGGAAAGAAUCAUUUCCUUCAGACAUUUAAACUGAGUGAUAACAAAGAAGUGGCACAACCUAUACCUUUUCCAUCUUACGCAAAGAAACUUCUAAUAUCUUUCUGCAAAGAUGUCAUAUUUCAAGUGAAAUGUAUAGCCUGUCACCAGAGAUUACACUCCCACAUGGAACUAACAGCUCAUUUCAGAGUCCAGUGCCGGAAUGCUGGUCCCAUUGCAAUAGCAGAGAAGAGCAUCUCUCAAGUUGCGGAAACAUUCAAAGCAAGAGGCUACUGUCCAAAUUGCAACCAAUUGUACGUGGAUGAAAGCAGUGCAAAACAGCACAAACAGAAUUCAGGGCACAAUGUCAAACUUAUUUCCUCGAUGGAAGAAUCUAUCUUACUGUACUGCCACAUUAAUGAAAGCAACCAUUCUCCCUCUGACUUGCAUCUCCUACUAGAUCAUUCAAAAUUUUCAUCACUUAAGAGAUUGAUUCCUACCAAAGACCCUUCUGAGAAACAGAAAUGCAGCAUCUCUCCAAAGAAGAAAAAGAGUUUGGAAGGCAAGAUCAGCGAUGGUGGAGCAUGUGUCAAGCAGGAGAAGAAAAGACCCACAAAAGCCUGGUUUUGUGAAUGCCAUCUAAAGUUUUUAACUGAAGAUGCAGUAGAAAAGCACAUUUUCUCUGCCAACACUAUGUGUUACAAGUGUGUUGUAUGUGGGAAGUUUUCUGAGGAUCCGGGUGUUAUCCGCCUGCACAUGAGCCGAUUCCAUGGAGGAGCACACUUGAGCAAUUUUCUCCUCUGGUGUCGAACGUGCAAGAAAGAGCUGAGCAACAGAGAGAGCAUUAUGACUCAUGCCACCGAAUUUCAUAGUGGACAUGGUUUCUUUUACGAGCAUGACACUUUGGAAGAUGACCCUUUGCCAUCGUCUUCUAGGACCCUGGGGAAUAAUUCGGCCAUCUCUCAUCUAAACCAGCACUCGAGUAGUCCUCCCCAAGGGAAAUGGCAAUGCCGGAUCUGUGAAGAUAUGUUUGAUUCCGAGGAGUUGGUUCAGCAGCACUGCAGGUCUCUAGAAAGCCAUCGGUUUCAUAGGUAUAGCUGUGGACAUUGUAAAAAAUGUUUUCAUAAGCUAGAAACGUUAUAUCGCCAUUGCCAAGACCAACAUGGACAGGAAAUAAGGAUUAAAUACUGCUGUGGGCUCUGUGACCUCAGCUUCGAUUUGGAGGAAGAAUUUUUGAAUCAUUACGAGGAUCUCCAUAACAUUGAUUAUGUGUUUGUGUCUGAACAAAAUAAAAUUUCCAUUAAAAAUGAGGAUGAUUUCCUGCCUGUGGAAAAAAGGUUAACUUGUGGCUGCCGGGAAAGUUACAGAUGCAAAGUGAACAAAAAGGAAGAUUAUAGUCGAUGUUUUCAAGUCAUGCUUGACAAGGGUCGUCUGUGGUUUCACUGCAAGCUUUGUAAAGCAACAGCACAAAAUGUCGCAGAUAUGAAGGCCCAUCUUCACAGAGGUCACAACGCAGAGGAAGUUAAAGAACUUUUUUUAGUGAAGUGUGGGAUCUGCAGCAAAAGUUUCCGUGAUGCUGAAAGUGCACAGCAGCAUUUUCACACCAAACACUGCUUUCUGCAGAAACCUAGUUUAGACCAUUUUGGAUCUGCAAAAGUGAAUGUAUUCAGGUUCACAGCCGGUGAUGCUCCACGAGACAAGAAACUGAAACGGUCAGCAGCCAAUCCCAAAAUAUCAGAAGCUCCUUCCAGUAAGCUAUUAGAUGUGGACAUGGGACCAGAGGAUGAUAGAGACCAUCAGAAUAUAGCGGAAGAGAAUAUUGAACUACCUGACCUGGAGUACUUAAGGACCAUGACUCACAUAGUCUUUGUGGAUUUUGAUAACUGGUCAAACUUCUUUGGUCAUCUGCCAGGACAUCUUAAUCAAGGAACGUAUAUCUGGGGCUUUCAAGGGGGAGGCACCAAUUGGAAACCUCCAGUGAACUGCAAGAUCUUUAAUUACAUUAAUAAGAUUGGAUGCUUCUUCCUUCACCCACGCUGCAGUAAAAGAAAAGAUGCUGCUGACUUUGCCAUCUGUAUGCAUGCCGGCCGCCUAGAUGAACAGCUACCCAAGCAGAUUCCUUUUACCAUUCUUUCAGGAGAUAAAGGCUUUCUGGAGCUGGAGAAUCAAUUCAAGAAGACUCAAAGGCCAGCUCACAUCCUCAACCCUCAUCACGUAGAGGGGGACAUGAUGUGGGCCUUACUAAACAGCAUUUCUGAUACAACCAAAGGCAGUGAUGGUGAAGAUGAUGAUGACAUGAUAAAGACAAUCAAAAAUAGCUUAGAGGAAGCAGAAGUGUCUAAAGAAGAUGCAGAACUACAAGAAGCUAUCAAACGCAGCCUUGAGGAAAUGUAGUUGAAGUUACACCUGUAAAUGAACUCCUGGCAUUGAAUUGUCUCGGGAUCAUGGAAUCCCGCACUCAACUUAAGGACAAGAACUUCGCUAGUAAAACUGCUUUUGGAAAAUAUUGCUGCCUCGUUUGAUUUCAAUCUAACAUCCAUUUCUAGCUAUACCAAUACCAGUCAUCUAGAUUUGCUAUGAGACAUAUGCAAAGAAAAUAUAAAUAAAACAUUAUUAUGUUUUACUUUGAGUUGUUAACAAUUCCCCUAGGAGACAUAUAACUCUGAAUAGUUGGCUGAGGAGAAUGCUUAGCUUUUUCUGUAUCAUCUUUAAUAGCCUUUAAUUUCAUUCUCAGUUUUUAGGUGACUUGUUAUUUCAGAUACAAGUAAAACUAUGUUUACCUAAUUAUUGGAAAGUCCCUAUUUCAUAGUAUUCAUCUUACUACUCUAAUGUCCUUGGUAUUUGGUAAAUUUGGAUGCCUGUUUAGUUUCUUUCUUUUUUUAAUUUUACGGGCUUUAUCCCCACUGCUGUGAAUGCAGCUUUAUGUGAUCUGCUUUAAUUAGACAAGUUUUAAGUCCUGUAUUUUCUUUAUUCCCCUUUCAAAAAAAAAGUUUAGGAAGAAAGGGUCCUUGGUUAUGUAAAAUUUUGAUGUUAUUUUAUCCAUACUGGAUUUCUGUAUGUUCUAAUAUAUAUCUUGUCUUUUGUUUAAAGGGGUGGUGGUAAAACAUUUGAAUAGAAUUAAAUUUAUUUUUAACAA